Messenger RNA from Nannospalax galili (Upper Galilee mountains blind mole rat), 713 nucleotides. RefSeq names its product putative ankyrin repeat domain-containing protein 19. The annotation marks the transcript as partial. Gene Ontology annotation, molecular function: protein binding. The transcript has a single exon. Lineage: Eukaryota; Metazoa; Chordata; Mammalia; Rodentia; Spalacidae. The record is from RefSeq and is a predicted model, not a curated record.
UUGUGUAGGGCCUUCAGGGACUGUGGGUUUUUAAAUUGUGGAAGAAGAGAACCGCCUAGGUACCUCAUCAGUUAUCAUUCUGUGGGAAAGCUCCACAGGGCUGCCAGCGCAGGCGCUGUAGCUCUAGUGGAGCAUUUCCCCACUUCGUCAGAAUAUCACGUGGAUCUAACGGACAAGAAAGACAGGACUGCCCUGCAUUACGCCUCUACCCACAACCAUCCCGGUGUGGUGUGUCUCCUCGUAGUGAAGAAACACUGCAAAAUAAAUGCCUGGGAUGACGAGUUGAGCACACCCCUGAUUAAGGCUGUGCAGCGGGAAAAUGAGGGCUGUGUGUCUAUUUUAUUAAAGAAUGGAGCUGAUCCACAUGCUGUGGCUAUAUAUGGUAAUAAUGCGCUACACUAUGCUGUAGUUAGUGGGAACAUUUCUAUUGCUGAACAAUUGCUCAACUUCAGCGCAGAUAUAGAAGGCCGAACGAAGCAUGGAUUCACACCAUUUAUGCUGUCUCUACGUCAAAAGCAAGAGAAGAUGGCCGAAUUUUUAAAACUCAAGGGUGCGGAUGUCCAUGUGGUGGUUCAGUGCAGAAGGGAGGCAACGGGUUCAAUACCAAUCCAUAAUUCUGUGAAGAUUGGCACAGUAGAUGACAGUCCAUCAGCCAAUGUUUCACCUCGUGAAAUGAAACCUGAAAAACAGUGAAAAUCAGUAUGGAAAAAGUC